UCCAACCGGGGAGGGGCCUUGGGGGGUCUCCCUGGGCCCCGCUCCGGAAGAGGCCGAGGCCUCGGCGCCCCCUCGGCCAGUCCGUCUGUCGUCCCUGCAGGGUCCGGGCCCCGGCCUGCCCCCCGCCAUGACGUGCCCUGCCUCCUGCUCCCGCCUCCUGGGCUUCAGCCUCGCCGUCUUGGCCCUCCUCGCCGCCGCCGUCAACGUGGCCCUGCUCUUCCCGACCUGGGAGGGGACCUACCUGAGCGACGGCCACAUCGGCAAGCACGCUCUGCUGGGCCCGGGCCUCUGGGGAGGGGGCCUGCUGGUGCUGUGCGCGGCCGUCCCCAUCGCCGCCUCGGGUUGGAGAUGCGGCUGCUUCCGAAACUCCGGGCCCUGCCAGAACAUGCUCCUCUGCCUGCUGACGGCCGGCCUGGCUUUCUUCGGAGCGGCGGUUUGCUUCGUCGUCUCGGGCGUGGCCCUGAAGACCGGCCCCCUCUGCCUGUUCGACGUCGCCGCUCCCAACCGGACCCGCACCCAGAAAUGGGGUUAUCCCUUCCUACACCUACACCGCAGGCUCCUCCCCUCUCAAAGCCUUACGCCUGGAAGGGAAAGACACUAUCUCCACGACCGUUCGCUCUGGGAUUCCGUCUGCAUCGAGCCCCCGGAAGCCGUGACUUGGCACGUCUCCUUCUUCUCCACUCUCCUGGCCAUCAGCCUCCUCCAGUUGCUCCUGGUGGUCACGCACGUCGUCAGCGGCUUCUGUGGCCUCCUCUGUGGAUUCUGCGGGAAGAGCUAAGCAAGCUUACAGUCUUCACCCAUUUCCUUCUUGCUUCGGUGGACUCCGGGUGACGGACUCUACUCUCUCCAUCUGAAAGAGGCACCUUUGGACUCCACACCCGAAAACCAACGCGCGGCAACUCCCCUCCCCAGGCCAAAGCCCGGGCCAACUCACCCCGGGGAACAACCUAGAUCUUCCGGUCCAGAGUCCAGCGGUGGGAUGGGCUUCCCCUGCGAGGGGUGUUUGUUCUCUGCCUGGCCUGUGGAACAAUUCUGCCUAGAAAGAGAGGAAGAAGGAGCCAGAGCAGGGAGAAAAAGGAGACAGCUGGUAAACG
This is a messenger RNA of Ornithorhynchus anatinus (platypus), 1094 nucleotides long. It is a transcript of the gene TM4SF19, whose product is annotated as transmembrane 4 L six family member 19. Gene Ontology annotation, cellular component: membrane. The record is from RefSeq and is a predicted model, not a curated record. NCBI's taxonomy places the organism in Eukaryota, Metazoa, Chordata, Mammalia, Monotremata, Ornithorhynchidae. The transcript is spliced from 5 exons. Bases 128 to 778 code for a protein of 216 amino acids.